AUGCGUCUAUCAAUCGCAUCGACUUCCGUUGCUACCAUCUUGGCACUCUCUGCUGUCAAAGUGGCAGCACAAGAGGCAGGUGAUCCAGUCACUUAUACAAACGGUGGCGUCGUUUAUACUGGCGUUCUUGAUCCUGAUCUCGAUACCGUUUCAGAUAGACCUUACAGUACAGUCGCAGCUGGAGGUGCACUUGGUGCAGGUGCAGCAGCAGGCGCAGUUAUCACAACCGUAGAUGCAAACGGUAAUCCAAUCACAAUCUCAAACGGUGUCACUUUGGGCGCAGCAGCAACAACUUCUCCUCCAGUUAGAACGACAGCCGUACGAACAACAGCAGUAGCAGCAAAUAAUGGCGGAGGCGUGAGUACUUCUGACGACGACAAAGAAGACAACAUCGAAUCCGAAGUAAACGUCAUCUCCAACAACGACGACCAAGACGACCAACAAUCACCUCCAAAACAACUUCAUUUCCAACAAUACGAUCGACGCGCUUUACACACAGCCAGCCCUGACCAGCCCAAAUUACAACGACGACAGGCUGCAUUAGGUGGUGGUGGCGGUCAAAUCACAAGUCAAACAGGUCUACAGACAAUUUCAGGAUACACUCCACCCGCAAACACCGCUGUACCAUCCCCUACCAAUUUCAGUCAAGGAACAAUUCUUUCACCAUCCCAAAUACCCGGUUAUACGGGCAAGGAGAAUUCGCAAGGCGUUAGCGGUGGCGGUGUGAGCAGUGAUGGCGUUAAGCUAAAUGUUGGCAAAUUGGUUUUGGCAAGCACAGCAGGCGCAAUCGUAUUUGCGUUGCUUUGA
This is a messenger RNA of Meira miltonrushii, 807 nucleotides long. RefSeq lists its product as uncharacterized. The transcript has 2 exons. NCBI's taxonomy places the organism in Eukaryota, Fungi, Basidiomycota, Exobasidiomycetes, Exobasidiales, Brachybasidiaceae. The record is from RefSeq and is a predicted model, not a curated record. Bases 1 to 807 code for a protein of 268 amino acids.